This is a messenger RNA of Conger conger (European conger), 708 nucleotides long. It is a transcript of the gene tmem269, whose product is annotated as transmembrane protein 269. Gene Ontology annotation, biological process: phospholipid biosynthetic process. The record is from RefSeq and is a predicted model, not a curated record. Lineage: Eukaryota; Metazoa; Chordata; Actinopteri; Anguilliformes; Congridae. The transcript has 6 exons. Bases 1 to 708 code for a protein of 235 amino acids. Gene Ontology annotation, molecular function: phosphotransferase activity, for other substituted phosphate groups. Gene Ontology annotation, cellular component: membrane.
AUGGCGGGACUUUUCCAACGUACCAAGAAGCUGCUCCUGGGCAAGAAGGCCAGUAGAGUUCAGCUCAAGGAGUUUGUGCGUAAAAAUGCAGCCAACUCCCUGUCUGUGGCCAACAUGGUGAUGGGCAUGACCUCCAUCCUCUGCAGCCUGAAUGGUCACCAGUAUGCUGCAUGCUGGUUGGUUCUGAUUGGUUACCUGCUGGACCUGGCAGAUGGAGCAGUAGCCCGACAAUUGGAUGCCUGUUCAGCAGUGGGUGCCAAGCUGGAUGACUUUGCUGACUUCACCACAUUCGGGGUGGCGACCUCACUGCUCCUGACAUCCCAUGGCCUGAUGGACAACAUCCUCUGCUUGUGCUAUGUCAUGACCGUGUUGGUCCGCCUCUGCUUCUUCCCGAGUGGGAUUCCCUUCAUGUACCGGGGGCUGCCCUGCAUCUAUUCGUCUGCCAUCUUGGCCUGUGUUUCCCUGCUGUUCGGGGGAAACAUGCUGGUCCUGCGGGUCACUGCUUUGGCCAUGAUCCUCUUCAUGGUCAACCCGGGCUUCUACCCCCAUGACAAGGUGCUGGAGUCCCAGGCCUGGAAGAAGGUGGUUUACGCAGGAGGAGUUGCCAUGGUGUUCUGCUCCUCUUUCCCUCCUGCGUGUGUUUACUACCUGCUCUGGUCCGUUUCCUACAUGUUAUUCCCCACAGCCUUGUGGAGCAGUAAAGUGUAA